AUGGCAGAGCUAGACUCUGUCGAACAGAGGGAGCAGGAAUCGCUCGUCCAGAACGGCUCCUCCGACGAUGUCCAGGUCCCGAAUGGCCACGCAGAAAACGUCGGCGGACUACCGCCGAAAAAGAGGAGGAGAGUUGCAAAGCCGAAUCCAGACAAGAAAUUCGAGUGUAAACACGAAGGAUGCGGUAAAAGCUAUUCUCGUGCUGAGCAUCUUUAUAGACAUCAGCUAAACCAUACACCGAAAACCAUCUAUCGGUGCGACUAUCCCGAUUGCAGUAGGUAUUUCGUACGACAAGAUCUUUGCAUUCGACAUCGGGAACGACAUACAACCCAUGGCUCCCAACUCCACAAGCGGGAUACUUUUGCGCAAUCCACCUCUAACAACCAGAUUACGCCCGCAAUACCACCCCAGCACCACCUCGGUCAACCUCAAGCUUAUCCAAUGUCCGCCCCCAACGUCAAGAGUGCUCAGGAAGGCCAGCAUCUCGGUCCGCCCUCGGGCCACCCUGUGGAUGGUGGCCACUACGGACAACAGUCCCACCCAGCCAACAAUACUGUCUCUCCAUCGACAGCGUCCACUGAACCGAGAUUUCAUCCUCCAACGCCGCAGAACGUCGCUGCCAGGCCAGAACCCCCUUUACAUCGCACCGGCAGCCUUGGCAGCAAUCCGAUGAGUCCACCCCAAAAACAGGAGCACGCAACCUGGACUUCAGUUGUCCGAAGACAAAGUUUCAACAAUGCGGAUCAGAGGCGGGACCAGGGGCCUUAUGCGUCGAUGCAGGCAAGAGACAGGAACUCGGGACAACAUGUCCCACAGUCUCCUAUUCGGCAGUUCUCCGGAACCUCUGUAACACCUCUCCAACCGAUGAGAUCACACUCUGACAGUACUAUCGACAGGAGUAUGUUGAAUAAUGGUUAUAUGCAGUCCGUUGACAUGGCCUCCGCUGUUGCCUAUUCUUCUGCAGGCUAUCCAGCUGCCGGUGUGUCUCGAACGGCAGACGCUGCGUUUGCCGCUGCGGUCUCGCAUGGACUGACGAGGAAUGACCCAUUCCCAUACUCCCUGCUCAAUACUAGCAUGUCGAACGUAGACAUCAAUACCGGUUUUGGUUUUCCGGUCUUCGGUGGUGACGAGUUUACUCAGACGCCUUUUACAGUAGCCGAUGAUUUUACGCAAUGGCUCUUCAACGAUGCCCGAUCUGGCUCCAAUGAUUUCUCACCGCCAAACUACGUCCCUGGCUACAGCGGCCACGAGCAGCAGCAAGUCCAGGGUCCUUAUUUCUCCCAGAGCCCUUCGUCGUCUGGCAACAACUACUCCACAAGCGCCCCCUUGCAUCAUCCUAUGAGUGUUACCAGUAUUCUCGAUUCGACUGUCACUAGCCAGUAUAUAAUGUCCGAAUCUAAACGCCACGAGCUCCUCGAUCUGAUGCAAACUCAAUUUGUUGAACGUCCCCACGACGCGGUGAAAAAGCGAAAGGACUCUGUGUUCGAAGGUGACCUUGACAACGAUGGUCAUAUCUUGAGUUUGAGAAUGAUGCACACUUAUAUUGGUUCAUAUUGGUAUCACCAACAUGCGCAGUUGCCCAUCUUACACAAGCCCACUUUUUCUGCCGAUCGGACUCCCAACCUCCUCCUCCUUAUGGUCAUUGCAAUCGGGGCUGCAACUUUGGACAAAGCUUACGGCACGACUUUGACGGAUUCUGCAGCCGAGUUUGCGAACUUCGUUGUCUGGCAUCUACGCUGGGAAAUUGUCCGAGAUGUCGAUUUCAGACCCCCCGCAAAACUCUGGGUCUUCCAAACCCUCCUACUUAUUGAGGUAUACGAGAAGAUGUAUGCAACCCGGGCGCUGCAUGAGAGGGCGCAUAUUCACCACGACUCGACCCUGACCCUUAUGCGCCGUGGCAGCUCCCUCCUAGGUCGUUCAGCAUCAGAUUCCCCGCCCAGUUUACGAGGGGAGCAAGACAAUGGGAGGAUAUCGGUACCAUUUUCCGGAGCGGAAGCCUCAAAGUCGGAAGACUCAUGGCAUCGAUGGAUCACCACUGAAGCAACGCGUCGUGCCGCGUUUGGAGCAUUUGUGCUUGAUUCCAUCCAUGCAACGAUGUUUGGUCAUGCUGCAAAAAUGGUUGCACAUGAGAUGCGGCUACCGUUACCAUGUGAUGAAGGUCUGUGGUCAGCUGUCUCUCCUUCCGAGGCCGCUCGAGUUCAAUCCUCGCUGCAGACCAACGGAAUCAAGCCAAUCAUGUUUGUUGAGGGUCUAAAGAGAACGCUAAAUGGGCAGAGGGUGCGCACAAAUUCCUUCGGCCGUACCAUCAUUAUGGCGGGUUUACUAUCGGUCUCCUGGCAUAUGACUCAAAGGGACUUGCAAAUCUCUUCCCUCGGGCCACGAACAGCAAACUCCUUUGGAGGCCCAGACAAAUGGAAAGGAGUCUUGUUGCGUGCCUUUGACAACUGGAAGCGAGAUUUCGACGAAGCUUUGGCAGAGGCCACACCGGCCCCGUCCUCCCCGCUGCGAACUCCGGUGGCACCCCUCCACCCGAUCUUGCGCCCUGUCGAUGAUGAAAAUAUCUUCGAAUCACGAACAGUUCUGCACCAUCUUGCUCACAUUGCUGCUCAUGUCGAUGUUGUCGACUGCCAAGUCUUCGCGGGCGCCAACAGACUCCUUGGACGCUCAAUAACCCCAAAGGAUUACAGUGUGGUACGUGAGAAGAUUGAGCGGUGGGCUACAAAAGCGUCGGCAAGGGAUGCAGCAUUUUACGCCCUCAAAUUUAUUGUUCAGGUUCUCAUUCCACCAGACGGUGAUGGACUGGAUGGGAUUAGCGGUCGCUUGUACGGUCACGCCAGCCCUAUCCUUCCUCAAGCAUUCGAACACAACCAGUACAUUGCUCGUGACGAUUUUCUGUUGAACCGCCCCUGGGUGCUGUACAUAUCAGCACUCGUCGUGUGGUGCUAUGGUUUUGCGCUCGAGGGCCCCAUCAAGCCCUCCCCAACCGAUGCAGAAUUCGAGACCUAUGAGCAAAAAGAGCGCGACAUGCGGCAGUAUCUGGAGAGAGUCGCCGGAGUCCGGGCUCCCGAUGACCUUGAAAACGUGAAAGGCAAGAAUCGAUGCCUAGGGUUGCUCAUGAUUUUGAAGGAGUCCUUCGAGAGCACAAGAUGGGAGCUUACUCAUGAAGCUGCGGGCUUGCUGGGUAAUGCCUGUUCCAAACUUCGAGGCAUUGAUGAAGACAAAAUCGUGGGCCCCGGUAGUUUGGCAAGAGACGAUCCCAGUUUGACGUCAAACGGCUAUUUCUAUGGAAACUCCAACGGUCACGCUCACUCUAGCCUGCAUCGUGAAAACAGUCGAGAGCAUAUAACUGUCGCCAACGCUGCCAAGAUUUAG
Messenger RNA from Cladophialophora psammophila CBS 110553, 3372 nucleotides. RefSeq lists its product as uncharacterized. The transcript has 2 exons. Gene Ontology annotation, molecular function: DNA-binding transcription factor activity, RNA polymerase II-specific; zinc ion binding; RNA polymerase II cis-regulatory region sequence-specific DNA binding. Lineage: Eukaryota; Fungi; Ascomycota; Eurotiomycetes; Chaetothyriales; Herpotrichiellaceae. The record is from RefSeq and is a predicted model, not a curated record. Gene Ontology annotation, biological process: DNA-templated transcription; regulation of transcription by RNA polymerase II. The coding region runs from base 1 to 3372 and encodes 1123 amino acids. Gene Ontology annotation, cellular component: chromatin.